CCGCCCACUGGUAGGAGCUCAGCCAAUGAGCUCCUCGUUGCCUCAGAUCCCCCGCAUGUAUGGAUCCAGAGGAGGGCUAAAGAGGUGUAGUCUUCAUAAGAUCUGGACCCCGCGGAACCUUACAUUUACCGCUGGCUGGAGAUCAUUGAGCUUUACAUUUUUGACUGGAUUGUGUUUUUUAAGGGAAGCUGAAUUUUAGGGUUGUAUAAAAGGGAUAUCUCUUUAAACCUCCUCACUCAGCUGAUGACUGAAAAUCUUGGACCUUGGAUGCAGGCGGCAAUGAGUCGGUACCGCCGUUAACUCUUUGGACACAAACUGAACUGAAGCUUGUUUUUGCCGGUUCCUAUCUUCAAGAAGGGCAGAGGAAAUCAGAAAGCCACCGUAAUGAAGCUGAAACCGAACCAGACCAGGACGUACGACGGAGAGGGUUUCAAGAAAAGAGCGGCGUGUCUUUGCUUCAAGAAUGAACGGGAAGAGGAGGUUUUGUUGGUCAGCAGCAGUCGGCACCCAGAACAGUGGAUCGUUCCGGGAGGAGGGAUGGAGCCAGAGGAGGAGCCUUGGGGUGCAGCGGUGCGAGAAGUCUUUGAGGAGGCUGGUGUGAAGGGCAAGCUUGGACGCCUGCUUGGUGUGUUCGAGCAAAACCAGGAUCGGAAGCACCGGACGUACGUUUAUGUGUUGACUGUGACAGAGACGCUGGAGGCCUGGGAGGACUCAGUUAACAUAGGCCGAAAGCGGGAGUGGUUCACCGUGGAGGAAGCCAUCAAGGUGCUGCAGAGCCACAAACCUGUGCAUGCCGAGUACCUGCGGAGGCUCCAGCUCAGCUGCUCACCGACUAACGGUAACUCCAUCCUCCCAAGCCCCACUCCAAACGACAACUACCCUCACUACAACAUGACCACCGACGCACCCUCGACAGGCAGCGUGCUGGGCUCCUCCUGCAGAUAGGACCUCACUUCACCGCACUUUCCUGUCCUGGCUCGGGCAGUUUACAGAAAGUCUGUACAGUCUCUUGCAUGAACCUAAAAACUUUUCGAGAGCCUUGGCUCGCCUGUAUUUAUUAUUUCUUACCCUUGCUGCAAGACUGCCCAAACCUUUUGCCAGGACUGUGGUGAAAGACUAAGCAGGAAACAGUCCUGUUGUGGACACUUCUUCUGCUGGCAAGAUCCAGACUGCAGUUUGGAGAAGAGGAUGCUGGACACUGUUGGUGUGAUUGAACUUUGAUUAUGGGAUGCCUUAUUGAUACUUUGUACAGAUGUCAAAUCUGAAGUCGUUAUAAUUCACUCUUAACCGUCACGGUUACUUUUUGUAAGAGUGUCGUGCAGCCUGUGAAAAAAGGGUAGCUGUCUCCCAGAGCACGUUGGUGUGCAGAAUGUUUCAACAAUAAUGUCAUCAACACAUGAUGUUAACGGUACAUAUAUUACACAUGAAUAUUUAUUAAAAAUUCAAUUUCAGAAAUACCUUUGUUCCAUUUUAUGUAAACUUAAUUUUUUUAAAGAGUACAUAACAUAAAGAUAAAUGAUCUAUCAAAUGAUAAGGUAAAAUGGGUAGUUUUGGAAAGAAGAUAACGUUUUCUAUACGGUCUACCUCAGUAAACUUAAAAUGGAUGCAAUCAUCCUGCUUGGUGACCUCGUCUGACACAGUGCUACUAAUUAAAUUUCAGCCUGCAGCGUUACCUAACUAAUGUGUGCACACCACCUUCAAUCAGUGCUCUCCUAUCUCAAGUGUUAAAUCACGCAGACUGCAGCUCUGGUUUUAUUCUAGAGAGAAUUGAUGUUCCUUGGAUAUUAAAGAAGAGAUGCGCUGAUCGGUUGGCCAAAGGUCAAAAUCAGCCAAUUUCUUUCUUCAUUGUUGCUGAUCCAAGUACCAAAUUACCCGAUUUUAUUUUUCUUGUGCAUCAAAACUAAAACCAGCCCCCCGUUUUUGGUCAGCUGGCACACACCUGGAAUUCGACUUGUUUUUAUUUUUCCAUAAUUAAGGAAAAAAUUCAGGAUAUUAAAAUGUUUGGGUUUAAAGACUUUAAUCCUUGUUCCAAUUUUCUGAAAGAAUCAGAAUUUCUGCAAAAUGCAUUUCUUUUCUCAGUUGAUUUCUAUUUAAAUACAAUUUUUUAUCAUAUAUUUGCAACAUCAAACAUUGAGCUUCAGUCCAACUCAUACAUGGAUUUUGAGUUACAGACUGAGUACACAUAAAUGCACACUUUUUUUUUACUACUAGACUCUUAAAACUUGGUUUAAACCGGGUCUGAGGAAGAUGCCAAGCAAAACAUUGCAUUUCCUCUAUUUGUUUUUAUGUUUUUUACAAAGAGAGUUAAGUGGUCACAAUUGACAAACUGCACAUUAAGGAACCUGUAUUCACUGCCAGAAAAUCUAGUUUAGAUUCAACAAGUGGAUGUGUUGCAUAGAAAAAUAUGCUGUAAAAUUACCCUUUACCACCCUGAGAGAAUCAGAGGCCAACAUCAUCGCUGGGCUGUUUCAUGAUUUGAAAGCCAAAUUCAAAUGUCCAGAAUGUUAAAUGAACUAAUGAAAUUAAGUGUUAAAUUUAUAGGAACCCUGUAAUUUGAGGCACUUUUUUGAGUUUAAUAAAAAUCAAAUAAUGGAUAGGGACAUAUAUGUCGAUUCAUAAAUGGAAAUAAUCUUCUACUUGGUGAGUUUUUUGUCUGAAUCAAAACUGCCUGUAAAAUCGGAUAUCGGUUACAGGAAAUAUCUGUUCGGUUCAUCUCCAUUUAAAACAGAGGGACCUGUACGAAACAUCUUUAAUGUGUUUGGUAGUGAUUUUCUGCUCUUUCUGUGAACAUCAGCGUUUUUCCUCAUGAUGCUUCAAAGUAGUCUGAUAAAGUGGUCCAUUAAAGAAGAAUCAUCUACCAGUGGCUGUAUUUUCUGCUUAUUCUCUCAUGAAAAAUAAAUCUAUAGAUUAAAAAAAGAAAAUACCCUUACUAAUUUCCUCUGGAUAAACUGAUCUAAUGUUAAAACGCUCUUUUCAAGAGGGAUCCUAUGGCAUUCUUCAGUUAUGAGACCCUGAGUUUAAUUUUCCAAACUUUGUGUUUUACCCUGCUCUUUUUUUGUGUGGGCUUUUGGUGUCUGGUGCAAAACUGGGAUGUUUAUGCAAAAUUACACCCACUGAGAAGAUCACUCCUCCUUUAAAGCUUUUCACCAAUUAAACCAUAACUGACGAUUCUGUCGCAAUGAUUACGCCAUACAGCUUUUAUAGAGUCAAUCUAAACCUCAUGGAGCAAUAGAAGAGAAGAGAAAACUCCAACUGGUCCAUGUCCUUUAGACCCACAACAUGAUUAUUUAACAGCCCUUGCACUGAAAUAGAAUUAGAGGUAGAGGAACCUCCACCCAGUAGUUCAGAUUAAGAGUAAAUAUAAUACCCUUCAGCCAGGAUGUUAUUUAGGGGGCUCAAUUUCUACUCUGAUUAUGUGUUGUUAUACCGUUAAAGGCAUUAGAAAACGAGGGAAUAAAUGAUGGCUCUGGAAAAGUUCCCGCAGUCGAAAUGCACCUAUAGGUUGAAAAAACGGUUUCACUGAGCAGAUUUAUGGAUUCUAUGUCCGCUGUGUUGGAAACAGAUGAGAUGCAAAGAAAAACCGUAACCUGUAUAAAAACAUCCUCCCUACCUUUUGCUUCGACGGCUGAAUGAACACUCGAGAUGUGUAAAUAACUUCAAGAGGCAUUGUGAAAUGUAUUUUUAACUUGUACGUUUUCUCUUUAAAACCUGUUUUCUAUAUUUUUAAAAUGCUCGUGUACAGUGAGGGAUGUCUGUGAUGUGAAUGCGUUGGGAAAAGGGGCAUAUGGUGUAAUUAGAAAACACAAGCUUCAUUUUAAACUCACUGAAAUACCUGCGAUGAAUAAAAUACAGUAGGUAAAUAAUUAUUUUUUUUAAAUAAAAAUGUAUAAAGGUUUUUGAGAUAUUCAAAAACAUAAGAUUUAUUUUUUUUUUUCCUUUUUUUUUAUUUUGAACUAAAAAAUAAAAUGUUUUUCAGUUUCUUACACUGGCAGACCAAACAGUUUUGUACAGGGAAACCUUUAAACUGUUUUCCAAACGUUGUCUCCUUUUGCCAUCACUGUGUUCUGUUUUCAUCAUAAAAUCUUAUCUCCUGUAUUGUAAUCGUUGACUGACCCGUUUGAGCAGUCAUAAAGUUUUGGUCUUGGCCUGCUUCUGUCUGCCUUUGUGUAUAUAUUGAUUAUGGGGGAUGAAUUUAAUACUUAAUGUGCCAAAUAUCAAAAUAUCAUCUAUAUGUCAAAAAUAAAUAUUAAACUCUAAUCUUGAUGAGUUUCUACAAACUGUUUGAAAUGUUUUAUGUAGAAAAGGUUUACUUCUUAAAGACCAAAUUUUUAGCGUUUUAAGGCAGUUUUCUUCACCAUCUAAGGCGGUUUAGCUCUGCCUCAAACAAGUCCGCUACAGGUGCAGAAAUACUGUUGAAUGUUUUAAGUCUUUGCAGAUUUCCAUCUGGUCUCAUUAUCCUGUCCAGAAGCUUUUAAUCAGGAGAAAAGUGUUCUUACUGUUCGUCAUGAUGUUAUGCGAUGUUCAAUGGGAAGGUGAUCUGGGCUGGAAGGAAGACAUUGCAUUAAAGGAAGAACAACUUA
Molecule: messenger RNA, 4580 nt
Organism: Girardinichthys multiradiatus
Lineage: Eukaryota; Metazoa; Chordata; Actinopteri; Cyprinodontiformes; Goodeidae
Gene: nudt4b
Product: nudix (nucleoside diphosphate linked moiety X)-type motif 4b
Exons: 5
Coding region: 385-945 (186 amino acids)
Biological process (GO): diadenosine hexaphosphate catabolic process; diphosphoinositol polyphosphate metabolic process; adenosine 5'-(hexahydrogen pentaphosphate) catabolic process
Cellular component (GO): nucleus; cytoplasm
Molecular function (GO): bis(5'-adenosyl)-pentaphosphatase activity; diphosphoinositol-polyphosphate diphosphatase activity; bis(5'-adenosyl)-hexaphosphatase activity
Source: RefSeq, a predicted model, not a curated record